Molecule: messenger RNA, 522 nt
Organism: Octopus bimaculoides (California two-spot octopus)
Lineage: Eukaryota; Metazoa; Mollusca; Cephalopoda; Octopoda; Octopodidae
Product: keratin, type I cytoskeletal 10-like
Source: RefSeq, a predicted model, not a curated record
AUGUUUAUAUUGUGUACAGUGUCUGCAUUACGCGGAAAGCCAAUGAUGCAUUUGGAAAAUUGGAUGGACAUUUAUGGACUCAGCAUCAAGGAUACAUUGGUGAAGGUCAAAAGUUUUGGAAAAUGUUCGGAAAAAUUGCAGGUUAUGGAUAAAUUUGAGUACUUAGGAAGUACUAUAAACUUUACAAAUAUUUUUGAUAAUGAAAUUCCCCUCCAAAUCAGGUUUAAGAGAACACAAGCGCAGAUAUUACUCGGAAUCGAGUCACAGCCAUCAGGCGGAGGCGGAGACGGAGACGGAGGCGGAGACGGAGGCGGAGACGGAGGCGGAGACGGAGGUGGAGGCGAUGGUAGUGGUGGCCCCGGCGACGGUUAUAGUGUUGGUGUUGGAGACGGCGGCGGCAGCGGCGGCAGUUGUUACUAUCGUGGUGGCGGCAAUCAUGAAGAUGUUGGUAAUGGUAUCAGUGAGGAGGACGAUGACAAAGAUGACGAUAAUGAAGAAGAGGAAGAGGAGAGUGAUGGCUGA